Molecule: messenger RNA, 1075 nt
Organism: Xenopus laevis (African clawed frog)
Lineage: Eukaryota; Metazoa; Chordata; Amphibia; Anura; Pipidae
Gene: tnfsf10.S
Product: TNF superfamily member 10 S homeolog
Biological process (GO): positive regulation of extrinsic apoptotic signaling pathway; immune response
Cellular component (GO): membrane; extracellular region; plasma membrane
Molecular function (GO): tumor necrosis factor receptor binding; cytokine activity; signaling receptor binding
Source: RefSeq, marked provisional
ACUGGUUCCCUGCCUGCUGCCAAGAUGAUCACCACCACUGCUGCAUCCCAUCCCUUUUCCCUCUGUGGACUUGUACUGCUUUUUGCAGUAUUACUCCAGUCUGUCUUUGUUGCUGUCACAUAUAUAUACUUCACUAAUGAACUUAAACAGCUCCGCGAAACCUACACCAGGAGCAACAUUGCUUGUUUAACUGGAGAAGAUGUUGGAGAUUUAUUCCGACCCUCUACUUCUGAGGAUGGAUAUGAAAGGAAUGAUCCUUGCUGGGAAAUAAAGUCCCACUUGUACAUUUUAAUCAGAAAGAUCGUUUUGAAAAAUUACAAAUCAGACAAUACAGGUAAAGUUAAAGAAACUCCAUUGGCUGUUUAUCAAAAAGAAGAAGAUCCUGCUGGAGUCAUCGCUGCACAUGUAACUGGAGACAGCAGGAAAGUUUUCCCCCCGGAAAAUGCCUUCCUGAAGAAGUAUAAUGGGCAGAAAAUACAAGGAUGGAAAUCCCACAGAUCUCCUUCUUUUCUAAGCAACGUAGAAGUUGAAAACGGUGAGCUAAUUAUUAGAAAAAGUGGCUUUUACUACAUUUAUUCUCAGACAUACUUUCGGCAACGCUUCAAUAGGGGAACAGAAGAAAGAAAAGGGAAACAAUUAGUUCAGCAGAUUUACAAGGUAACAAGCUACCCAGAACCACUUCUUUUAAUGAAAAAUGUUAAAACAAUGUGUUGGUCUAAAGAGGCAGAUUAUGGGCUGCAUUCCAUCUAUCAAGGAGGGGUUUUCAAACUCAACGAAAAUGAUCGUAUUUUUGUCACAGUCAGUGAUAUUAGUCUGAUUGAUAUGGAUGAAAACGCAACAUUCGUGGGAGCUUUUUUGGUGGUCUAAAUCAAAUCAGUGCUGUCCAGUUGUAGGACUGUGGGGCAAAAGUGGCCUCUGAAGGAUUUUAUGGUGCCCACACUACCCAAGUGUUCUGUAUAACAUCACCAUUUCCAGAUAAUUCAAUGGGUUUUUUUGAAAAUAUUGGACAGCAGUGUUCUCUGAACAUGAAGCACUAAUAAACAUACUUAUUGCACCAUGGACUAAUGAAAGCAAG